AAAAAAAGCGGUGGAGCCUAGGAGUAAGAAUGAGUGCGUGCAUAUAUAAAUACUGAAAGGGGAGGGAGAAAACAAAACACAACAUAACUCAAAGGCAAAACAGAGGAACACUUAGGUUUCAUAAGACAGAGAGACAAAAAGAUUGGUGGGUCUGAAGGAGAAGGGGAUCUAAGACAUCACUUCUCUUUUUUUUAGCUUUCACUUCAAGAAAAAAAAAAGAAGGAUGAGUUUGUGGGGAGUGAUGGGAGGAGGAUGGGGACUGGUAGAAGAAGGUUGGAGAAAAGGACCUUGGACUGCUGAAGAAGACCGUCUACUGAUCGAUUAUGUGCGGCUUCACGGGGAAGGUCGAUGGAACUCUGUGGCGAGGCUCGCAGGAUUAAAGAGAAAUGGCAAAAGCUGUCGGUUAAGAUGGGUUAAUUACUUAAGACCAGACCUCAAGAGAGGACAAAUCACUCCUUAUGAAGAAAUCAUUAUCCUUGAGUUACAUGCUAAGUGGGGCAACAGGUGGUCAACAAUUGCUCGUAGUUUACCAGGAAGAACAGACAACGAGAUCAAGAACUACUGGAGAACCCAUUUCAAGAAGAAGACAAAAUCUCCAAGUAACAAUGCGGAGAAGACAAAAAACAGAAUCUUGAAGAGGCAACAAUUUCAGCAGCAAAGACGGAUGGAGUUGCAGCAAGAACAACAAUUGCUUCAAUUCAACCAAAUCGACGUGAAUAAGAUCAUGUCUUUACUAGACGAUAACAACAAUUAUAAUGACUUCAGUAGCAGUAGUAGCGGCAGUAGUGGCGAAGGUGGUGCCUUCUAUGUUCCUCAUCAGAUCAAAAUUCCAACACCAAAUUCUGGUCAUGACCCAAAUGGUAAUGGGUUCUGCCCCGUGGUUCCGGCGCCAACAGUUGAGGCUAACGUGAAUGAAGAUUUCGCAAUUUGGAAUGGUAUAUGGAAUCUGGAUUUAGAAGGACAAGGAAGCUUUGGUGACGGUGCUUGUGUCCCAAGGAAGCACUGUUUCCAGAACUGGCCUAUUCCCUCUAACUUGACCUUUUAAGUGUCUUAUCUGCCGGAAAAUCACAUGACUUGACUGACAAGUGGUCGAGUUUGAGUUUGGUUUUGUUUUAUCUUUCCUGAUUUUGGGUUUAACAUAAGUAGUUUGUUAUCCAUUGUGUGUGAUGUUAUAAGAAGCUCAUUUGGGCAACUUCCAAGUUAAAGAGUGAUGUAGUAGAAAGUCUGUCGAAGAAUGGCGUCAGUUGAG
Messenger RNA from Brassica oleracea var. oleracea, 1249 nucleotides. Its product is annotated as myb-related protein 305-like. The transcript is spliced from 2 exons. The record is from RefSeq and is a predicted model, not a curated record. Lineage: Eukaryota; Viridiplantae; Streptophyta; Magnoliopsida; Brassicales; Brassicaceae. Gene Ontology annotation, biological process: regulation of DNA-templated transcription. The coding region runs from base 224 to 1045 and encodes 273 amino acids. Gene Ontology annotation, cellular component: nucleus. Gene Ontology annotation, molecular function: sequence-specific DNA binding; DNA-binding transcription factor activity.